Podospora anserina S mat+ is the source of this 672-nucleotide messenger RNA. RefSeq lists its product as uncharacterized. The record is from RefSeq and is a predicted model, not a curated record. Bases 1 to 672 code for a protein of 223 amino acids. The transcript has 4 exons. Lineage: Eukaryota; Fungi; Ascomycota; Sordariomycetes; Sordariales; Podosporaceae.
AUGAAGGUCUUCCCCAUUGUUACUGCCCUUACGCUGGGUGUUGCUGAUGUCUCAGCCCACUACAUCUUCCAACAGUUCGGUGUUGGCUCAACAAAGUUCGGCGUCUUCGAACACAUUCGCAAGAACAACAACCACAACUCGCCAGUGACCAGCUUGUCAGACAACAACCUCCGUUGCAAUGUCGGAGGAGCCUCAGGUGCUAGCACCAGUGUUGUCAAUGUUAAGGCUGGAGACUCGGUGACCUUUUACACCGAUCAAGCUGUGUACCACCAAGGACCUAUUUCUCUCUACAUGUCGAAGGCGCCUGGCUCAGUUAAAGACUACGACGGAUCCGGUGAAUGGUUCAAGAUCUACGAUUGGGGCCCGACCAUCAACGGCGGCCAAUCAUCCUGGCCAAUGAGAUCAUCCUACCAAGCCAACCUGCCCAGGUGCAUCCCCAACGGAGAGUACCUCCUCCGCAUCCAAUCCCUCGCCAUACACAAUCCAGGCUCAACCCCCCAAUUCUAUAUCAGCUGCGCGCAAAUCAACGUUUCCGGUGGUGGAAACUCCAGCCCCAGUCCCACGGUCAAGAUCCCUGGCGCUUUCAAGGCUACCGACCCCGGAUACACAGCCAACAUCUACAACAACCUCCAGUCCUACACCGUCCCAGGACCCAAGGUGUUCACCUGCUAA